Ornithorhynchus anatinus (platypus) is the source of this 1877-nucleotide messenger RNA. RefSeq names its product transmembrane protein 119 (gene TMEM119). Gene Ontology annotation, cellular component: plasma membrane. The record is from RefSeq and is a predicted model, not a curated record. Lineage: Eukaryota; Metazoa; Chordata; Mammalia; Monotremata; Ornithorhynchidae. The transcript has 2 exons. The coding region runs from base 171 to 1073 and encodes 300 amino acids. Gene Ontology annotation, biological process: positive regulation of osteoblast differentiation; positive regulation of osteoblast proliferation; ossification.
GGAGGGGGGUGCUGCAGGCGGGGUUCCGGGAAUCCUUCAGGAGUCAGUGUCUGUCCCGGUCCCCACUGAAGAGAGAAGCCCACUCAGACCACGCUCUCCCCCGCUGGCCCGAGGGACCCAAGAGUCCUGCCGCUCCUCCUCCGUUCUUGCCUGCGGCCCAGUGAGGCAACAUGGCAUCCCGGAUCCCCUGCUUCCUCCUCCUCCUGCUGCCGCUGCUUCUGAGGGCUGCCCACACCUCCUUGCUGGAGGACGGUGGAGCCAGCGGAGAGGGCGAGGGCUCUUCGUCAGCCAGCCUGCCUCCCGCCAGCACCCCCAAGCUGAGCCGCACCUCGAUCCAGCCGCACCCGACGCCCCUGGACGGCCCGGCAGCCCCGGCCCCCGCCACCACCAACUUCCUGGAUGGGAUCGUGGACUUCUUCAAAGAGUACAUGCUGCUCAUCUCGGUGGUCGGCUCUCUGGCCUUUCUGCUCCUGUUCAUCGUCUGCACGGCCCUCGUCGUGCGUCAGAAGCACAAGGCCUCGGCCUACUACCCUUCCUCCUUCCCCAAGAAGAAAUACGUCCACCCGAGCGACAAGGCCGGGGGCGGCCGGGCCUUCAGCGAGGUGCCCGAGAAGCCCCCUGCCGCGCGGCCCCAGGAGCCCCUCGACGCCUCCUGCCAGCUCCAGGCCGACAUCCUGGCCGCCACCCAGAACCUCCGCUCCCCGGCCAGGGGCCCCUCGGCCGAUGGGGACGGGGUCCUGACGGAGGAGAGGCCCCCCGCCGCGCCCCACGGAGGGGACGAGUUCUCAGACGGAGCGGGCCGAGGGAGCCGGAAGGUGGAGGAGGAGGAGGAUUUAGAGAAGGCCGACGGGGAGCCCCAAAGAGAGUCUCAGGAGGAGGAAGAGGAGAAAGUGGAGGAGGAGAUGGCCCCGGCCUCCCUCCUGGGAAUGGGAUCCCCGGAGGGAGCGGAGGGCCAGUGUCCCGAGGCCGCCCCCGCGGUGGCGGUGGCGGAGGAAGUCGGAGCCACGGCCGAGUUGCCGCUGGAAGCCCCAGGGGAGGCUUGCGCCUGCAGCAGCCGACCCCCAGAAGCCUAGCCGGUCUGGACCCGUCGCCGAAGUCCUCCCCUCCUCCCUCCCCCAGCCCCGCAGGAUCCCAAGACCCUCGCCGGGCCGCCCUAACGUAGCCGCCUAAACUCACCGCGUCCCCAAGAUCAGAUUCCCCCCGAGGCUGGGCUGCCGGGGCGGACGCUUGCCCGGUGGGGAUGGGGCCUAGGGGGCGCCUGGCAGCAGGGACCCCCCACCCCAACACCGGCCUGACUGUUCCCGGCCACUACCGAGCCCGUCCCCCCUGCUGCCAACCCCACACCUGCCACUGCCCCCUCCGAGCCCCCCGGCCUCCCACUUGGGAAGCUCACAGAAUCAUUUGUCCAUCCCAGACCUCCCGCCAGGACUCCCGGGGACUCGGGGGCCAGUCUCCCCCCACCCCCCAACUCGUGGGGGCCCAGGAGGGGCUGAAACAAGAUUCGGGCAACGGUCCCACUCCCCCUCAGACGUUUGGGGCAGCAGACCGUAUUUAUGACGUGACGGGACCUGAAGUUCCGUCCAAAAGACAAGAGAAGAGCGUCUGUGGAAGGCGUGGAUUCAGGUGGGGUCGGGCGGAGGGGGGCUCCCUGGUUGAUGGGAGCCUCCCCUUUAGGAAAAAUUAAGCCCUCUCAGCCUGGCUUCCACCAAGACCCGAGGCCUCUCCGCUUAGGUGGAAACGAGUUCUGCCUGAUCAGGGCCUUCGGAGGGGCCGCCACCUGCCCGAAAGACCGGGGAAGCCGAAGCACCCCCAGAAUCCCACCUGGCCUUUUCUCCCUCAACAACUCCACGGGGGGGGGGGGGGGGGGCGGGUCUCCC